Molecule: messenger RNA, 949 nt
Organism: Didymodactylos carnosus
Lineage: Eukaryota; Metazoa; Rotifera; Eurotatoria; Philodinida; Philodinidae
Source: the annotation of a GenBank genome assembly
AUGCAAGACCAAAAACGUAUAUCAGUGAGUGAUGGCUUAAUUGUAGUAAAUGAUCAUAAAUUUAAAGUUGAAGUAUACAAUGUAUCAACAUCCCCAGUAACUUUACAACAAAAUAUGCAUUUGCGAACAAUAUCCCGUUUAUCGGUCAACACAUAUUUUUCAACUAUGAUGGAACAAGCAAAAAUGCCAGCGAACGACUUAACUAGACAAGAAAAUCAAACCAAAUUUUGUGAAACAACAUCAAUCAGUACAACUAUUGAUUCAUUAGUUCACCAUUUGGGUCAGUCAAACCAACGACAGCAAAUUAAAUCAAUUUUAGAAGAUUAUAGUUCUUUAUUUGAUACAACAACACCAAGAAAAGUACUCACUCCGAUUCAUCAUGUCAUUGAUACUGGAGAUCAUUCCUCAGUGACUGCACGACCGUAUUUUAAAACAAUACAACAACGUAAAGAUAUCCAAAACGAAAUUGAUAAAAUGUUAAAAAGUGGAAUAGUGGUACCUAGUCAUUCAUCCUGGUCUAGUCCAGUCAUCUUAUUGAAAAAACCAAAUGGGGAAUUUCGCUUUAUUGUGGAUUAUAGAAAACUAAACUCCAUUACAAAAAAAGAUGCUUAUCCACAGCCCACAACAGAAGAGUUAUUACAACGGCUUGGAGGUCAUAAAUGGUUUACAAAAUUAGAUUUAAAAUCUGGUUACUUUCAAAUUCCAAUACAAGAUCAAGAUAAAGAGAAGACAGCGUUCUGUACGCAAGAUGGACUGUAUCAAUUCGAAGUUCUGCCGAUGGGUCUUAUGAAUGCCCCACCCACAUUUCAAAGAGUUAUGAAUAACAUUAUCGGUUAUAAUCGUUGGGAUUAUGUGCUUAUUUAUUUAGAUGAUAUUAUUAUAUUUUCCGACACCUUUGAACAACACCUACAACAUUUGAAUCAAAUAUUAUCUAUUUUAAAUCAACAUC